Cajanus cajan (pigeon pea) is the source of this 1975-nucleotide messenger RNA. RefSeq names its product P-loop containing nucleoside triphosphate hydrolases superfamily protein. Gene Ontology annotation, molecular function: ATP binding; nucleic acid binding. The record is from RefSeq and is a predicted model, not a curated record. Lineage: Eukaryota; Viridiplantae; Streptophyta; Magnoliopsida; Fabales; Fabaceae.
UUAACCCGUGAAAUCACCCUAAGCAAACAGAGAAGGUCAUUGCACAAAGGCAGCGAACAAACACACUGAACGGCGCAGCCAUGGAUUCCGACUUCCCAAACAAGGCAUUAACGAACACGCGUUUUUCCGACCUGAAUCCGCCACUCUCCGAACCGGUUAUCGAAGCCCUAUCGCAGUCCGGCUUCGAUUUCUGCACGCCCGUCCAAGCCGCCACCAUACCUCUACUGUGCAGCUACAAGGACGUCGCCGUCGACGCCGCCACCGGUUCCGGCAAAACGCUAGCAUUCGUCGUUCCUCUCGUCGAAAUUCUACGCCGCUCCUCUUCUCACCCUAAGCCUCACCAGGUGUUAGGGAUAAUUAUAUCUCCUACGAGGGAGCUAUCAACUCAAAUAUAUCAUGUUGCACAACCUUUCAUUUCGACAUUGGUGAAUGUUAAGUCCACGCUUCUUGUUGGUGGAGCAGAAGUGAAAGCAGACAUGAGGAAAAUAGAGGAGGAAGGAGCAAACGUAUUGAUUGGCACGCCUGGCCGGCUAUAUGACAUAAUGAAUCGGAUGGAUGGUUUGGAUUUCAAAAACCUUGAGAUUUUGAUUUUGGAUGAGGCUGAUAGACUCUUAGAUAUGGGAUUCCAGAAGCAGAUAACUUCUAUUAUAACUCUCUUGCCUAAGCUUCGUAGAACUGGUCUGUUUUCUGCCACUCAAACUGAGGCUAUUGAAGAGCUUGCUAAGGCAGGAUUGAGGAACCCUGUGAGGGUUGAAGUUCGAGCACAAUCAAAAUCAGAAAAUGGUCCUGCAUCAUCCAAACAACCAGAAUCUUCAAAAACACCUUCAGGACUUCACAUUGAGUACAUGGAAUGCGAGGCAGAUAAGAAGCCAUCACAGCUAGUAGAUAUCCUUAUUAAGAAUCACCUGAAAAAGAUUAUAAUAUAUUUCAUGACUUGUGCUUGUGUUGAUUAUUGGGGAGCUGUCCUUCCUUGCCUUUCUGUUUUGAAAGGCUUCUCCUUGAUUCCCCUGCAUGGAAAGAUGAAGCAGUCUGCCAGGGAGAAAGCACUAGCUUCAUUUACAUCCCUUUCAGAUGGAGUUCUUUUAUGUACGGAUGUUGCAGCACGUGGACUUGACAUACCAGGUGUAGAUUGUAUAGUGCAGUAUGAUCCUCCUCAAGAUCCAAAUGUUUUCAUACAUAGAGUAGGUCGAACUGCACGGCUGGGUAAACAAGGUCAUGCUGUUGUCUUCUUAUUACCAAAGGAGGAGUCUUAUGUAGAAUUCCUGCGUAUAAGAAGAGUUCCUCUUCAAGAGAGAUUAUGUUCUGAUGAUGCAUCUGAUGUUGUUCCGCAGCUUCGUUCUGCUGCAAAAAAAGAUCGUGAUGUCAUGGAAAAGGGAGUCAAGGCUUUUGUCUCUUACAUCCGUGCUUAUAAAGAGCAUCACUGCUCCUAUAUUUUUAGGUGGAAAGAACUUGAAAUUGGAAAAUUGGCCAUGGGAUUUGGCUUAUUACAACUCCCUUCAAUGCCAGAGGUAAAACACCACUCACUUUCCACUGAUGGAUUUGAACCAGUUGAAGAUAUCAAAUUGGAGGAUAUUAAGUUCAGAGAUAAAUCACGAGAGAAACAAAGAAAGAAGAACCUGCAGGCAAAGAAAGAAGCCAAAGAGAAAGAGCCAAAACCUAAGAAACUGAACAAAACCCCAAAUGCACCCACUGUCAUGCGGAAGAAAACAGCUAAACAGAGACGUGCUCAGCAGACAAUGGAAGACGAGGAAGAGUUGAUGCAGGAAUAUCGCUUGUUGAAGAAAUUGAAGAAAGGGACCAUAGAUGAGAAUGAAUAUGCAAAGUUGACUGGCACCGAGGAAUUACUUUGAAAGCAAAGUAUGCAUGCCUGAUUAUUGUAACACCCUGGAAUUUCUACUAUAGCAAUAUCAAUUAUUGUCUAUUUUUAUAUAUAUUUAUGAAGAUUAUUUUUAUAAGUUAUUUUGGUUAACUAAAA